UGAGAGUAGACCCGUAAACAGAAGAUGCUCUCCUUGACAGUGCUGUUGCUCCUCAGUGCUGCUGCCGGUGAGGCUGUGACUGACCGUUAUCACGCGGAUGGACCGGCUGCGUCCUCUUCUCCUCCUCUGACUCUGACUCCGACUCCGUCCCGCUGCGGUGCUGAGGAGUCCGGGCGUCCCGGGCUCGCUUUAGCCCGCUCGGCAGAGCAACCGACCCCGACUACAGUCCACGGCGAAGCGUCACACCCGCACGGAGGGGGUUAUAGGAUAGUGCAGUGGGAAUGGAGCUACGUACAAACACCGUACAUCAUAGCCAUUUGGCUCCUGCUGGCCAGCGUCGCCAAAAUAUUGUUCCACUUCUCACAGCGCUUCACCACGGUGGUCCCGGAGAGCUGCAUGCUGAUUCUCUUGGGUCUGGUGCUGGGUGGUGUGGUGCUCAUUGCCAGCAAGAAGCAGCUCUACCAGCUGGACCCAGGCCUCUUCUUCCUCUUCCUGCUCCCCACCAUAGUGGGGGAUGCUGGGUAUUUUAUGCCUGCCCGCCUGUUUUUCGACAACCUGGGUGCCAUUUUGAUGUACGCGGUGGUGGGGACUCUGUGGAACGCCUUCUGUACAGGGUUCUGUCUCUACGGAAUGAAGCAGGCAGGGGUCAUCGAUGAUAAGGUGGACGCAGGACUGAUGGAGUUCCUGCUUUUCGGAGCUCUGAUCUCAGCCGUGGAUCCGGUCGCAGUUCUCGCUGUGUUCGAGGAGGUCCACGUUAACGAGAUGCUCUUCAUCAUCGUGUUCGGCGAGUCGCUCGUCAACGAUGCGGUCACAGUGGUGUUGUAUAAGGUUUAUAUCUCCUUUGUAGAGGUGGGUCCAGGAAAUGUCCAAACAGCAGACUACUUUAAAGGUGUUGCCUCCUUCCUCAUCGUCAGCAUCGGUGGGACGCUGGUGGGGCUGAUCUUUGCUGUUAUCCUGGCCUUCAUCACUCGUUUCACCAAGAGGGUGCGCAUCAUUGAGCCGCUCUUUGUCUUCCUGCUUGUGUAUCUGGCUUACCUCACAGCUGAACUCUUCUCCCUCUCAUCUAUUCUCUCAAUGACCUUCUGUGGCAUUGGCUGCAAUAAAUAUGUGGAGGCCAACAUAUCCCAGAAGUCCCGCACUGCCGUCAAGUACACGAUGAAGACUCUCGCAAGUAUUGCUGAGACCAUCAUCUUCAUUUUCCUUGGCAUUUCAGCUGUCGACAAGUCCAAAUGGGCCUGGGAUACUGGCCUAAUCGUGUGUACUCUCAUAUUCAUCUUUGUCUUCAGAGCCAUGGGUGUAGUCGGACAGACCUGGAUUCUGAACAAGUUUCGAUUGGUUCCUCUGGAAAAGAUUGACCAGGUGGUGAUGUCGUACGGCGGCCUGAGAGGCGCAGUAGCGUUUGCCCUGGUGGUAUUACUGGACGCGGAGCAUGUGAAGGCGAAGGAUUACUUUGUUGCAACGACCAUCGUUGUGAUUUUCUUCACGGUCAUGUUUCAGGGUCUGACUAUCAAGCCUCUGGUUAAAUGGCUCAAGGUUCCUCGCAGCACUAACAGAAAACCUACCAUUAAUGAAGAGAUCCAUGAGCGUGCCUUUGACCAUAUUCUAGCUGCAGUGGAAGACAUUGCUGGUCUGAAUGGUUACCAUCACUGGAGAGACAAAUGGGAACAGUUUGAUAAAAACUAUCUGAGUAAACUGCUGAUGCGCAAAUCUGUGUACCAUAAAAGCGAGCUGUGGGAGGCGUACCAGAAAAUCAACAUCAGAGACGCUAUCAGUGUCAUCGAUCAGGGUGGAAACAUUUUGACCUCUGCUAGACUCUCGCUCCCCUCUAUGGCCAGUAGAACGUCCUUUCCGGAGGUGACCAACGUUACCAACUACCUGAGAGAGAAUGGUAGUGGGGUAUGUCUGGAUCUUCAGGUGAUUGACACAAACCCUGGCGCAAAGGUUGAGGAGGAAACAGAAACACAUCACGUACUGGCUGGGAAUCUGUACAAACCAAGGAGACGGUACCAGUCUCACUACAGUCGCCACUUCAUAACGGCAGGCGAUCAGGAGAGACAGGACCGGGAGGUGUUCCAGAGAAACAUGCGCAGCCGCCUGGAGUCCUUCAAAUCCACCCAGUACAAACGACACAAGAAAGACCGCAGCCAGAAAAAGCGCAAAGGUUCAGACGCAAAGGAGCAAGAAACCAUUGAAAAGCCCAGGAGAAACGUCAGCUGGCAAGACAAAGACCCUGUGGUAGUGCCACUAGAGCCUGGGGAGGAGAAGGGAGAGCAUUCAGAGCCAGAGAAGGAUGAGGAUGUUGGGAUCACCUUUGUGGCCCACAGGGGUUCAGAAACACCAAAGGCACGACCUAAAUCAGACUCAGCCGUUUCAGAGGUGUGUCAGAGCCCGUCUGUCGCCCCCCCGUCUCCCACGUGCGGAGAGAAAAACCUGCCAUGGAAGGAAGAUGUGGACUCUCUGCCUCCGUGUGUGUCCAGCGAGGCCACUAAAAUCAUCCCCAUAGACCUGCAGCAGGCCUGGAACCAGAGCAUCUCCUCAUUGGAGAGCCUGGCCUCACCUCCGGUCCUUCAAGAAGCACAGCACCCACACGUCAAUCCCCUCUCCAGACUCGCCGCACCCUCGCGGCCUCCCACUUCAGCCCAGUUCUACUUCCCUGGAGGCAAAGACGAGGAGGAUGAGAGCACCCUCACUCACCAGCAACAGGAAAUGCAGCCUCUCAUGUUAUCCAGGAGGCAGCUACCCUAUUCUCUCCCACCCUCUGCCGCACUACCUUCUGGAAAGAGGAGGAAUCCGUGUGUAUAUCUGAGGAGUCUAGUAACAACGCCACCGUCAAACAGUGUGCCGCAUAGCAGAAAACCAACACAGCUGUAGUUUAGAUUCUUUCUCUCUUUCUUUAUAUCUUUAUAUAUCUGCUGCCUUUUAGGCCCUCCGUUAAAUCAUACUGCUGGCUAAUAUGAUAGCCUCAUUCUGAUUUUAUUUCUUCUGAAUAUAAAUUUUACCUUGAUGUUUUUAAAAAGCCAGCAUUAAGGUGAAGGAAAAUUACGACUCCAAAGACCGGACCUUAAGUAAUAACUUGCUGACCUGCAGCACCUGCGGUCUCGGUGCCUGUACAAACAGGGCAGUUCCUCUUACGUGGACAAAUCGUUCCACUUUUCCUGUUUUUCUUUUUCUUUUUCUUUUUUUUUUUGUGUGCUCCAAAUGCAUGCCAAGAAAUUAGCACAGAAUAUAUCUGUGUAGACCACAUUAACAGGGGCUUUUGGGUGUGUCAAUCAAACAUGGCUUUCAUUUACAAGCCAAACCCAAACUUGACAAAAAAAACAAAAAAAACCUCUUCGGAAAAUACUUUUAAACUCCAAAAACCGAGAAAGAACGUCCGAUCGCUAUUUGGCCAGCUCUAUUCUUCGACUCCGCCCAUUCAUCCGAAAGCAAAACAAAAGCGAGAGAAUAAGGGUCAUUCAAUCCAGCCAAACCUCACUGUUAAGAGUCCAAAUUCCACUUUUUGAAUGACUCUUGGCUAAAAAGAGCAGUCCGUUCUCCCCCCGAUCUGCUCAGAGACCGUGAGGAACCAGUGCUCCGUGUAGACGCUGCGUUCUUAUUCGCUAUGGGGGACAAAGCCAGGCAGCUCAAUAAUGCUGUCCACACACACACACACACACACACAACAUAUGUGAAGUGGA
Messenger RNA from Ictalurus furcatus (blue catfish), 3677 nucleotides. It is a transcript of the gene slc9a5, whose product is annotated as solute carrier family 9 member A5. Gene Ontology annotation, cellular component: membrane. Gene Ontology annotation, biological process: proton transmembrane transport; sodium ion transport; regulation of pH. Lineage: Eukaryota; Metazoa; Chordata; Actinopteri; Siluriformes; Ictaluridae. The transcript is spliced from 16 exons. Gene Ontology annotation, molecular function: sodium:proton antiporter activity. Bases 25 to 2871 code for a protein of 948 amino acids. The record is from RefSeq and is a predicted model, not a curated record.